AUGCUAUCGUCUUCACAGAUUCUCCGGCGGUUCUGCUGCUCCAGCACCGCCGCCGGUUCUUCUCCAUCAUCAUCGCUUGCCACUGCCCAGAAGAAACGUCUCGUUUUCCUGGGUUCCCCUCAGGUUUCCGCUUCUGUUCUUGAUUCCCUCUUCAGUGCAUCUUCUGCCCCAGAUUCUUUAUUUGAGAUUGCAGCAAUUGUGACACAGCCACCGUCGGGAAGAGACAGGGGUAGAAAGGUGUUGCCUUCUCCCGUUGCACAACGUGCUCUCGAUUAUGGCUUUCCUUCUAAUUUGAUCUUCACUCCACUCAAAGCCGGUGAGGAAUCAUUUAUUUCAUGCUUUCAAGCGCUGGAGCCCGAACUUUGCGUCACUGCUGCAUAUGGAAAUAUUUUACCGACGAAAUUCCUCAAGAUUCCAUCCAUGGGGACAGUGAACAUACAUCCUAGUUUGCUUCCACUUUAUCGAGGGGCAGCCCCCGUUCAGAGAGCUCUGCAGGAUGGUGUAAGAGAAACGGGAGUUUCGUUAGCGUUUACCGUUCGCCAACUGGAUGCGGGCCCCGUUAUUGCUUGUGAGAAAGUGGAGAUUGAUGAUCAAAUAAAGGCACCGGAUUUACUUCAGUUGCUAUUCGGUCAAGGAACGAAACUUCUGAUCAGUGAGCUCCCGUCAAUAUUUGAUGGUUCUGCGAAAUCUAAAGCGCUUCCCCAAGACGAAUCUAGAACUACGCUAGCUCCAAAAAUAGCUCCAGAGGAAUCGUGGCUGUCGUUCGAUCAAAAAGCUGUAGUACUUCACAACAAAGUUCGUGCAUUUGCAGGUUGGCCCGGAACCCGAGCAAAAGUUUCGGUUCUUGAUCCAGAAAGUGGGGGCGACAGUAAUACAGUAGAACUCAAAAUCAUCACAACAAGAGUUUACGAGAGUAGUGAAAUUCCGAGUGGCGAAGCGGAUGAUGUGUUCUUUAGAAAAGGCUCGUUGAUAUUCCCAUGUGGUGGCGGUACAGCAUUAGAGGUGUUGGAGCUUCAGCUUCCGGGUAAGAAAGUUGUAAACGCGGCCUCGUUUUGGAACGGAUUGAGAGGGCAAAAGCUUAAGAAGUUGUGAAUCGCUUUAUCGAUCAAUUCGUUUUGCAAUACUAGGUAAUAAAUGACCUUAUUACCCACCCUUGUCAUCUCUUAAUUGUGUCUAUUUAUUUAUUGUUACUGUAGAUUAGCAGUUAAUUAGUUGGUUAGAUUGAGUAAUUUGAAGGUGUGUUAACAGAAAUGGAUUCAAAUUGCUGCUUUAUCGGCAUUAUUGAUUAUUUGAAAUAUUUUUUUUAAUUUA
This is a messenger RNA of Erythranthe guttata (spotted monkey flower), 1311 nucleotides long. RefSeq names its product formyltransferase (gene PDE194). Gene Ontology annotation, biological process: conversion of methionyl-tRNA to N-formyl-methionyl-tRNA; biosynthetic process. The record is from RefSeq and is a predicted model, not a curated record. Gene Ontology annotation, molecular function: methionyl-tRNA formyltransferase activity. Lineage: Eukaryota; Viridiplantae; Streptophyta; Magnoliopsida; Lamiales; Phrymaceae. Gene Ontology annotation, cellular component: mitochondrion.